AUGGGGGAACGGGGCGCGACGGGGGGCGCUUGGGGUGCGCGCGACGAUGCCUCAUGGUGGUCAGGAGGCUCAGGUGAACUUCAACACCAACAACAAAUAAAUGAGGAAAUAGCUAGAAGCACAGCGGCUGCUACUCAUCAAUUGUAUACUUAUAAAAUGACUGGAGGAUUUUCAAACAAUGGCGGAGAUAAUUCUACCCCAAAUUUCGAUUAUCGUAUGAUUAGUACUCCAAGUACUAGGGAGGAGUCUCCUCAACAACCCUGGUGGUAUGCUUCGGCGUCAGUAGAAAAUCAGCAAGCUUCAUCUCCUUCGUCUCAAAACCAAGGUAGUUCAGAUUCGGAACAAAAUAAUCAACAGACAAACGGUAUACAGCAAAGCCACCAGGCAUUACAACAACAAGUACAAAAAGAACAAAACCAAAUACAACAGCAACAGAAUCAAUUACAACAACAGUUGCAACAACAUCAGAACUUACAACAAGCUCUUCAGCAACAGGCUCAAAACUUACAGCAAUCUUUGCAACAGAACCAGCAACAGACAUUGCAGCAGAUGUUACAGCAACAACAACAGAUACAGCAGCAGCAGCAGCAGCAACAGCAGCAGCAGCAGCAGCAGCAGCAACAACAACAACAGCAGCAUCAACAACAACAACAACAACAACAGACAAAAAUAGAUCAACAAAAUAACCAGCAAAACUUGAUACAAGUUUCACAAGCUCAAGCUCAAGCACUUGUGCAAGCUCAAGCAGCGUUACAACAGCAAGUUGUUCAGACAUUACAACAACAACAACAAAGUCUGCAGGAACAUUUACAAGCUGUCCAACAACAACAAAUUCAAGCUGCAUUACAAAGGCAAUCUGCUACUCUUCAGGAAUUGCAGCAACAAGCUCAGCAGCAAGCCUUAAUAGCUCAAAAUACCGUAAAAACAAGGAUGCCACGAGCAAAACCAUGCAACAAGCCGAAAGGGCGCAUGACCGCAUAUGCGUUCUUUGUACAAACUUGCCGGGAGGAGCAUAAGAAGAAGUAUCCUGAUGAAAAUGUUGUGUUUGCAGCAUUCUCAAAAAAAUGCGCGGAACGGUGGAAUACAAUGUCAGAAAAAGAGAAGCAGAGAUUCCACGGAAUGGCUGAUCUGGACAAGAAGAGAUACGAUCUGGAAAUGAUGAACUACGUGCCGCCCAGAGACCUUAAGAUGCGCCUGCGCAAGCGACAGAAUGCUAAGGAUCCCAACGCACCAAAACGAUCGCUGUCAGCAUUCUUCUGGUUCUGCAACGACGAGAGGUCAAAAGUGAAGGCGAAUAAUCCAGAAUACACAAUGGGCGAUAUAGCCAAAGAGCUGGGCCGGCGCUGGGCCGCCGCCGACCCGGAGACCAAGUCCAAAUAUGAGGCUCUCAGUGAGAAGGAUAAGGCGAGAUAUGAUCGGGAGAUGACAGCAUACAAAAAGGGUCCUCUCGCAUUACAGCAUCAGGUGCAGCAGUUGGAGGUUGAGGAGAAUGUAGUUGAGUACGAACGGAAUGAAGAGUAUAAGUGAAAUACCCAAUAGUAUUAUAGAUUAAGUUUGUCAUUAACAUUUCCCACUGGUAUUUUGUUGGUCGAGUGAAUGUAACUCUUGAAGUUAUGGGCAGAUAGUUCUUUUUAGAUUUGCUUUGGUUGAUACUUGACGUGUUGUUAAAGGAGUUGAUUUGAGCUCACACGCAUGUUAUGCUUGAGUCAGUGUUUGAAUAUAUAUCUCGUAUAUGAAUUAUAUAACUAUAUAUUUAAAAAUUAAUUGCUCUUUUGUUUUGUUGAACUUGCUGGUGGUCUGACCGAUAUGCCCAAUUCUGAUCUGAAAUCUGAUCUUGAUAUAUUUGUGCAAGAGACAGUUGUAACUGAAUAUGUAUUUCACAAAUAUAUCUAGUUAUUAAAUAUGUUAUUCAGAUAUAGUUUAUGUUUAUAUUCCUAAAUUAAGAAAAAAACGGAUUAAGAUAUUUCUUUUUUAAUUUAGUCAUUGUUUUGUUAUCUUGAAUUGUAUAGCAAAAUUUGGAAAAUGUUUCUCGAUUAAAAUAUGCCGUAUAAGGCUUGCUGAACAACUAAGCUGAAAUAUUCUAAGAGUGGAUGCUGAAACAUUACCCGCCUUUUUCGUAUUCGUACAAAUUUUAUCAUCACAAAGUCCCAUAAGAUUUUUAAAAAUAUUCAUGAAUCGAAUAUUGUGAUUUCUUUAUCUCAUUGUUACAUCUGUUAGCAAACUGUGAGCAUUGAAUCACAUAUGAAUUCAGAUAAGAAAAACUUAUUUUCUCUUCAGUGUCAACUUAUUUUAUACGACCAAUUCGAAAAAACUCUUUUUUGAGGACGAUACAAACGGAUGUAAUAAAUUUAUAUUCAUUUAUAGGAUUAUUUAACACUUGUUUUUUUUUUUUUGUAUAAAACUUACAAAUCUUUAAUGAAAAUGAAAAAAAAAUGUUGAAUUUAUAGUUUUUAUAUACUAUCUGUUGAUACAGAUAGGCGUUUAACAAACGCGUAUAAGUAACAAAAUUGUAAAAAUAAAAAUAAAGUGAUUUAAUGAGCAACGAUUUAUUUUUGUAUUGUUGUUAUAAUAUCUAAAUCGCGUAGGGAAUUGUACAUGAUAUGUUGUAUCGCUUAAAUUUAAAUUCAUGACAUUUUCGCGAGUCAUUUCAUGUAAUAAUAUACACAUUGCCAUCUUCAUGAAAACUGUAGUGAAUUAGUUUUAUUUAUAUAACUUUACUGUAUCUUUGACUGUUAUUUUUCUUACGUAAAGAACGACAAUGGUUCUGAAAUUUAAAAAAAUUGUUUUAACUUACGCUAGCAACAGAGACACGUAUAGGCUACGGUAAUCUCCCACCUCUAUCGAGGAAUUGAUGCCUAUUUUAUUUAUCAUAACUGUAGAUGAGACAGGGAGCAAUCGGCACACAUACAUAUGCACACAAGCACACGCACUUUGUAUUUGAUCAUUUUAUUGUGCAUUUACACAUUCGUGUUUACCAUUCGCUUCAUCACUCGAUGUAACAUUCGUAUACGAGUGUCGUCUUGAGCCACUGUUCGUGUUAACUAUUCGUGUUGUAAAUAACGUAAAAAAAAUUUUUUUUUUCACGCAAAUUGCGAAAAAUUUUUAAAGUGAGAAUAGAGUGCACUGUCUACAUAUGUGUGUGUUUUGCACGAAUGAGUAAGUGCUCUACGAAUGUGGUAUUUAAGCAAAUAAAAUGUAUUACUACGACAGCAUAAAUUAUAUGCUUUGAUUCAAUACGUUCAGCUAAACAAUGUCUCAACAUAUAAUAUACGUUAAUUGUUAGAAUUGGAUUCAAAAUUUUAUUAAACAGGUUUUCAUUCAUUCUUUCUCUUUGAGUACGUUCAACUUUCGCCCCAAUAUCUAUCACCUGUUAUAUUAUUUUAAAGCGGCCGAAUAUUCUCGUUUGUCGUUGUUAUUUUUGUUGUUAUUUUUAUUGAUUCAUCGGCCAUUUCUAAUUCGUAUUAAUCUUGUUAAGCAAUAAUGUCUUUCGGCAACAUAACGCGACGGCGGAAUAUGAUCUUUGGUUGAAUUGAUUUGUAUCAGUUAUACAAUACAUUGUUUUUAUGGAACUUAAAAAGUAGGUAUAGGUUUUAUGUCUUGUAAGAGAUUUAAUCAUACUAAAAGUAAAUAAAUAGCUGGGUUUUUUAUAGUAAAAAGGGGACAAUGCAAAACACAUUAACAUAUUAUGCUACUAUUGAGAAGUAGUUAAACUGAAAGUCUGGUUAUUUUUGUAUACUAGACAUUUAUGGCAUUUAUGGAAUACAAAACAAUUGGUGUAAAGUUCGAGUUAAAUGAAAAAGAAAGGUGUUUUCCAAGUACCUCUCUGGGGUCUACAUCUCACGUAUUUUUUAAUACUUGUGAAUAUCAUAAACGUUUAAUUAAAAAGGCCGAAAAUUAAUAGAAAUUACCCUCGAUAACACUAUCUGUGCAGUGUUCGACAAACUUGUUCGUAAACAAUCCACUUGGGAUUCAUAUUAUUGUCUCAAAGGCAUAAGUGACUUUUGUUUAGCAUCGUUUAGCAGAUAUGCCCAUAUUGAUACUAUACCAUCUUAAAAUACUGUGAUAAUUACGUAUGUUAAAUUACAUUUAAGGUGCUAUGUGUUUAUAUGGACAGGUUUAUAUUCUUUCGCAUUAUAUUGCCUUAAGACCUACGCAGCAAUAGCUAGUUUAGAGUUACGAAUAUAAGAAGUCAUUACUAUGGUAUUUAAGGCGUGUAAGUUAGAUAUAAGCGAUGAACGGAUAAAUAUUUUAAUACUUAUCGAAAUUGUAAAUAUUUAUAUAGUCUGUCUAGUUAAAUUAUAUUUCUGUAAGAUUUUCUUAGAUUGUUAUGUUUUCAGUUUAGGUUCUAUAGAAAUGAUACUGAAUCCCAUUGCUAUUGCGGAUUAUGUUUUCUAUAUCCGUUAAUGAUUAGAACAAAUAGUUGUCAAUGUCGAUUCAUCUACUUAAAAGUUCUGUCAAAUGUCAAUAGCUAUAUAAAUAGAUCAUUUUUAAUAAAUAUGUAUUCGAAAGUUGUUCUAUUUUUUCUAAUCAAGGGUUACCAUAAUGUAAUGUACCAAAAUAUGGUAUUACACAGAAAAAAAAAAUUCGCAUUGAAUGUCUAAUGGACUGCAGACGUGAUGGUACUUAAUCAUUAUUUAAAAAAUGUACAUACUUUGUCCUACCGUUUUGAUCGAAUAUAUACAUAAAACA
Messenger RNA from Zerene cesonia (dogface butterfly), 4689 nucleotides. Its product is annotated as high mobility group protein DSP1-like. Gene Ontology annotation, biological process: regulation of transcription by RNA polymerase II. Lineage: Eukaryota; Metazoa; Arthropoda; Insecta; Lepidoptera; Pieridae. The record is from RefSeq and is a predicted model, not a curated record. The transcript is spliced from 6 exons. Gene Ontology annotation, molecular function: DNA binding, bending. Bases 1 to 1527 code for a protein of 508 amino acids.